AGUGUCUGCGGCGUUCACCUGCUAACAGUGGCAGGGUAUAUGCUCUACCAACUGGAUAACAUAUCUCUACAAUAAGAUGUGGGUUCGAAUUCUCGCCCUGUUCGUGGCGCUCAGUGCUCUCUGCGUCAUCACGAGCGCAGAGAGUGGCAGGUUGAGAAGGGUUUUUGAUGAAACUUGCUGGAGAGUAUACAAGAACAAAAUUGUGAAAAAAGCCACCAUUGAAAAAGGUAUCAAGAACCUUGACAAAUGUAAGACCAAGUGUAUGGGAAUCGAGAACUGUGUCGCUGUACAGUGGAGUCAAUCAAAGAAGCAGUGCGCUAUCCACGUCGGCAGGAAGAUACCCAGGUGGAAGAGGGCCAAGAAGGUCAACCAAUACCUCAAGGGACCUUGCAUGAACAAAGUUAUGAAUAUUGAACUUGAAGACCUGACACCAGGGGAUGGUCACCACAAACAGUACUUCUUCGUGGGCUUCGAGAAGGCGGAGUGGUUCUUGGACGUGCAACCUAACACUAUGCUCUUCGGCAAGAUGACUGCCUUCCAGAAGAGGAACAAACAUGGCAAGGUGGUAGGAAAGGGGAAAGUAAAGAAAAACUGCUUAUAUAUCGGUACGGCGAAUGGUGGCGAGCACGAGGGAGGUUUAGCUGCAGUUUCAACAUGUGACCCAAGCAAGACUCGAGUCUAUAUCCAGACCCCGAUCCAGGACUACGAAAUCAACCCGUUCAGGUCGUACUCGGAGAAGAAACGAUCUAUCAAAGACCCUGGCGAGCUAGAGAAAAUGAGGGACAUGAUAAUGCAAAGUCUCUCAAAGGCAAAGGGCGCCCCGUACGCCGAUUCCGAAGAACAUCCAGUGAAUAUCGCCAAGAGAGAAAACGUCCAAUUAGACAUGAAUAAACAACAGCCCAUCCCACCAGGCCAGGUCCUUUACCUUGAUCACUCAUGCAUUGUUGAUACGAGUUUUAGUGAUUUCUUCAAAUCCGUUUGUCCGUCGGAUGAUGACCAAAUGUUCCUCCACAUUGCUGAGCUCUAUAACUUUGCGCAAAUCUGGUUCCUUAAUCCGACACUAGGUUUCCAAGUGUGGCUGACAAUUGGUAAGGUCAUCUUGAUGACCGAUCCAAUGGUGAAAAGCCCGGACGAAAGCAGGAGGAAACAGUCCUAUGGCCUUAUGAACAACUGUAACUACUUUAAAAAGGUUCAUAAAGACAGCAAAUAUUGGGAUUCUCUAUUCAUCUUAACAGAAUCCGACUUUAUGACAGAUGGUCUUGGAGGCCUUGCUUUAGGUAGUGGAGCCUGUCGCGUCGGGUACCAGUGUGCCGCUGUCAAGUCACAAAACCUCGACCUGGCUAUGUUGACCAGAGCUAUCGUCCACGAAACUGCCCAUUUACUAGGAAUGCCUGACGUGUACCCACCAGCCGAGGCCUCCAAGUUUUGCUACAGCGGUCUGAUGAGGAGCGCCCAGUUUGCACAUGACUGGUCCAGAUGUGACAACCAGGCAUUUGAACAAUAUUUAUACACCAGGAUCUCGAAAUGUAUCACCCGAAAAUACGCUAGGCUCUCAAAGAAGAACAGACGACCAAAGUUCAGAUCUAAUGUUUUGUGGCGAUACAAAGCGAAGCAGAGCAGCACAUCCAACGGCGACGAGGCCAUGUGGGGAGCUUGGAAGGCAGUAGAUGGAAGCUAUGCUUCUAUGAUGCAAACUGAGACUAAAGCCAACCCGAGGCUUGCAUCAUGCACUAAGACGAAAAAGCAGAAGGAUCCUUGGAUUCGCGUCCAGGUGUUGGCAGCUUUCCAAGACAAACCCAUCGACACUAUCCACAUCCUGAAUCGACCAGAAAGAUAUGACCGUCUGAAGAACAUUGAAGUGAGAAUCGGUAACAACGCGGACCACAACAAGAACCCACUGUGUUAUGCUCGAAAAUCAUCACCGAGACUACGAAAUGAAGGCAGCAUGUUGUCGAUCCACUGUGGUAAGAUCAUGAGCGGGAAGUACGUCAGUGUCCAGAUCAAGGGUAAAGGAGCGCUUACGGUCUGCGAGAUAUUUGCCUAUCAGACCACGAAACUACCGAACUUCAAGAGCCCGUACAAGUGCGAAGAUGAGCGAGGUAACUGUCACACUACCAAGAAGCUCGGUCACUGUAGAGGAGAUUACAAGGAAAUUUCAAUUAACACCUGCGCCUUAACCUGUGGUUACUGCAAUCGAAAGACCUGGAAGUACAAGCCCAAGCCUGGAAAGACAGGAGCUGCCCCUAAAUGCGGUGAUAAUGCUGAUUACUGCGAUAAGGUCAAGUCCAAGGGCAAGUGCGCCAGCCGGUCCAGCAUUCAGCUUUGUCCCAAGACUUGCGGGGAGUGUGGCAAGGCCAAAGUGCCGGACGAAGAUUAGGCCAAUUUCUUUUAAUCGUUUUCUUAACUACAUGUAGUUCAAAAGAUUUGGACGACCGUGUUUUAUAAUGGCUGGUUUUAGCAUCUUGACCGUUUCAGAAUAUAUUAUUCUUAUCUGUUAAA
Lineus longissimus is the source of this 2499-nucleotide messenger RNA. RefSeq lists its product as uncharacterized. Gene Ontology annotation, molecular function: metalloendopeptidase activity. Bases 77 to 2377 code for a protein of 766 amino acids. Gene Ontology annotation, biological process: proteolysis. The transcript has 18 exons. Lineage: Eukaryota; Metazoa; Nemertea; Pilidiophora; Heteronemertea; Lineidae. The record is from RefSeq and is a predicted model, not a curated record.